Molecule: messenger RNA, 1548 nt
Organism: Brenthis ino (lesser marbled fritillary)
Lineage: Eukaryota; Metazoa; Arthropoda; Insecta; Lepidoptera; Nymphalidae
Source: the annotation of a GenBank genome assembly
AUGUCAAUACCAGUGGAAGAGAGUUCUAUGAUAAAUGCUGACAUAGAAAAUGAUGUCACGAGUAGCCACCGGAGUCUGGUCGAAACUGUGAGAGUUGAGGAAACAACAGGAUGGAUCAAAAGUCGAACAGUGCUUGGUAUCAUGGGCUUCCUUGGUUUCGCUAAUGUUUAUGCUAUGCGUGUAAACCUGUCUGUGGCAAUAGUUGCUAUGAUAAACUCAACCGCACCAGUACCAUCUAAUGAUUCCACAUUAGAUGUUUGUCCAGUAUCUCCAUCUAGUAAUAACUCUGUUCCAAUUAGGCCAGGAGACUUUAACUGGACAGCAGAACAACAAAGUAUUAUUCUAGGAUCCUUCUUUUAUGGUUAUGUUUUAACUCAGAUACCAGGUGGAAGAAUUGCUGAAAUCUUUGGUGGUAAACUAGUGUAUGGAGUUGGUGUAUUAUUAACGGCAAUAUUCACAAUACUUAGCCCUAUUGCAGCUUUUGUGGAUUUUAAAUUCUUCAUUGUAGUAAGAGUCUUAGAAGGGCUAGGAGAGGGAGUAACCUAUCCUGCUAUGCAUGCUAUGUUAGCAAGAUGGAUCCCACCUAUGGAAAGAUCAAAAUUUGCUGCAUAUGUUUAUGCUGGUUCCAACAUAGGUACAGUGAUUUCUCUGCCUAUAUCAGGGUGGUUAUGUACACUAGAAUUUGGGGGUGGGUGGCCCUUAUGCUUUUAUCUAUUUGGUGGUCUCGGAGUUGUAUGGUUUAUAGCUUGGAUGUUCCUUGUUUACGAUUCACCACAGAAACACCCCAGAAUAUGCCCCAAAGAGAUAGAAUUUAUUACACAGUCUAUUGGAAUUCAGGAGGAUGAAGAACCUAAGUCGAUACCGUGGUGUAAAUUCCUAACUUGCCUCCCACUUUGGGCUAUUCUCAUCGCACAAUGCGGACAGUCAUGGCUUUUCUACACGCAACUGACUGAGUUACCUACAUAUAUGAAUAAUAUAUUGCACUUUGACAUCGUUUCUAAUGCAAGGUUGUCUGCGUUACCGUAUCUCACGGCGUGGGUGGCGGGUAUCUUGAUCAGUAUCUUCGCAGACUGGUUGCUAGUCAAAGGAUGGAUCUCGAGGCUUAAUAGCAUGAAACUUUGGAACACCGUCGCGGCGUUCGUCCCGGCGUUCGGUCUGUUGGGCAUCGCGUGGGCGGGCUGCGACAGCGUGGCCGUCAUGUUGCUGCUCAGCAUCACGUCGGCCUUCGGCGGCGCCACUUACGCGGGCAACCAAAUGAACCACAUCGACCUGUCGCCGCAGUUUGCGGGCACUAUGUAUGGUAUCACUAAUGCAGCGAGCAACAUUUGCGGCUUCAUGGCGCCCUACGUCAUCGGCCUCAUCAUCAGCGACACGCAGCAAACGUUAGGGCAGUGGAGGGAGGUGUUCUACUUAGCUGCCGCUAUAGAUUUAGGCGCCAAUCUCUUUUAUUUAUUUUUUGCGAGUACGGAUGAACAGGACUGGUCCCGUCCGGAAAUCGACGACAUGACAAUCUCGGCGCCGGUAGAGAGCAUCAUGUACUCCGAGUCA